UGGUCCUCCCCGCACACAUCGCAGCAAGCCUAAAUGUUGUGUUGUUAUCGAUUGAUUUGUGUUGGUUCGCUCGUCGGUUGGUCAUGUUUUGGCGUCUGUUGUGAUUCAUUGCUGGUGCGGAUCCGCACUAUCAGUGCCGUAUUGCUCACCGUGCACAAUCUUAGAUCAACACCUUCUGGGUGACCCUGGGGCGGUGUUUCGGGUGGAGUAGCGUAGUACUUGCUGCUAUCAGCUGCGACGCCAAGGAGCGGAAGAUUCCUCACCAAUCGCGUCGACGGUACUGCGCGUGUCGUCGCCGUAUGUUGUGAUUGAUAUGCGAAACGCAUACACACACACACACACUCGCUGAAUCUGGCGACAGGAUGAUGAUGGUCUGUACCGCGUGUGCGUGUGUGUGUGCGCGCGCGCGUUAUCAAUUGAUGACUUUUGGACUUUUGGCGGUCCGAGUCUUCCGAUCGCAUCGUUUCCUGCUUGGGAUUAUCGCGCAAUGCGUACACGGGAAGCGAGGCAGCAGAAGUAGCGCAUUAUCGGAUAAGGGGCUCUUUUUUUUAUAAAUCGAAGCUAGCUCUGUGUAUUGUUGCUGCACACCAGUUGCUAUCGUUGCCAUAGCGAAGAAAGGAGGCUCGUCCAGCAUUUCAUGAUGGAAAGCGCAAUAAAUCAAUGUAUUCAGUAGAGGAGGCUUUUUUCUGCAGCGCUUCAACAUCCGUCGUUCAAUGGAACCGUCGUACCCGUGCUAAGGUGGAUCAGCUGAAACGCCCGUACAGCAACCGUAGUGGCAAGCGGCGAAGGAAACACGAAAGGGAACGAAAUACCAGCACCGGCGUUUGACCGUGCGGCUAGUUGGAGAAAUAUCAUUUUUUGCUAGCUCUGCUUUUUCCUGUACACAAACCUGCAAAUUCGAUGCCGACGAACAGCAGCAGCAGCAGCAGCAGCAUCAUCAACUCGUACUCGUCGUGGAUGACGCAGCUGCACACUAGUAGCAUGGGGCAACUAUAAUAAAUUAGUCAAGCAAAAGUCUUGCCAACACGCGCGCAUCAUCUCCCGGUGCUCUCGGUGCUCCAGCGAGAAGCAAGUUAAUCGUGGUCGAAACGAGAAGAGAACUACACACUGUACACUAGAUUGUAGAUCUAGUAGAAUUAAAAGCGCCAUUGAUAAGGGAAACGCUAGAAAAAUCCAGACCCCUGCUUUGGACGUACAUUCCGCGACACCGCUCGGUAAUCGCUGUGCAUACGCAUACACAACAUACAGCACAAUCCCCGGGCCGCAAAGUUCAAGAUGCCGUGCUAUAGCUUAAGAAAUAUCAUAAAAUAUCCUCGGGCCGUGCUGCGGACGAUCCUGGUGGUGGCGAACAACAUCUACUGCGUGCCGACGUAUCUGGUGUGGAUGUUUUUACUGCUCCCACUGAGAAAGGUGCACGAAACCUAUUACUACCGCAUCGAGGGCAUACUGUUCCACUGGCUGCUUGCGAACGUGUCCAUGUGGUCGUGGACGGCCGGGUACGAAGUGGUGGAGAUGGGUGACGACAUUACGACGGCCUUCGACAAGCGCACGUUGGUGCUGGCGAACCAUCAAAGUACCUCGGACGUGCCGCUGCUGAUGGCGGCCUUCAACGCGAAGAAGGGCAUCCUGCCGAACAUCAUGUGGAUCAUGGACCGGCUGUUUAAGUAUACCAACUUCGGUGCUGUGAGUCUUGUGCAUCAGGACUUUUUCAUUGCAUCGGGUAAGAAAAAUCGCGAAAAAUCGCUCCAGCAGCUCAAAUCGCACAUACAACAAUGCUACGUACCGCGGAAGCGCAAGUGGAUGGUACUGUUUCCCGAGGGAGGUUUCUUGCGCAAAAGAAAGGAAGUUAGCCAAAGAUUUGCAGAGAAAAACAAUCUACCAGUAUUAAACAAUGUUACGCUGCCUCGCGUCGGUGCGAUGAAGGCAAUCAUGGAUAUGCUCGGAGCGCCCAGCGACAUGAACGUUUGCUCCUCCACUGCCUCAUCCGCCACCUGCUCCACCACGAACCCAACAACACAGUGCGGUGGCGGCUGCGGCAGUGCGGUGGCACAGGAUGCGGUGAAACAAUCGGACAGCAACAGCAGCACUAUCAUCACCAGCAAAGCAAUAACCAAGGAAGACGACGACUGUGAUACCUGUAAGGAUGCUUCGUACGCAAUGCUGAACGGCCAGUCGGGUGGGUGCUUGGAGUACGUGCUAGACAUUACGAUCGCGUACCCGCAGGGUACACCGCUCGAUUUGCCCAACAUCGUGCACGGACUGCGGGAUCCCUGCCAGACGUUUUUAUUCUACAAACUUUACCACAGUUCGGAGGUGCCGCGCGAAAGCGAAUCCCUCACCCAGUGGCUGUACAAUCGAUUUUACGAGAAGGAGAAGCUGCUGGAAGAGUUUUACCGCACCGGAAGCUGGCCGGCCAGCUGCUGUACCAUUCCGCCGACGGUCGUGCACCAGGACUUGCUUCGGUUUUUGCUGAUACAUCUGUUCUUCAUUACCUCGACGUACGUGCACCUGCAGCUGAUUGUAAUGCUGAUCCAGUACACGAACGUCAUGUACGUGUACAUGCUGAGCUAAGUGGUCUGCUCUCCUCACACAAUCUCUUGUUUGCACCCGCGCUGCAAACUGAAGUAGGGUAGUAACGAGCACCGCGUUUACUUAACAUGGAACAGCUGCAGCUUCAAAACAAACAGUGAUUGAGACACACAUUUGCUAUAAAUUAUAAGUGAAAAGAACACUGAGAUGUUACCCCCUGUCAGCACGUAUCCCACAUGCUAGUGUUGGUUGGUGUGUUCGGGAGAAGCUAAAGCAACGUCAGCAUGAUGGGCGUGAAGGUAGCAGACGAUGAAACAAUCAAGCGACCCUUGUUUACCAUCCAUCCUCCUUCUCCAAACCCGGGGCUCAUCUCCGAGCGCCACAUGAGCUUGCUGCUGCGGCCUUUUCCUCGGAAAGGUAGCGUCUAAAUCGCACAAAACAUAUAUACAAAACACAAACCCUUUAUACUGAGAGAGAGAAGAUAGGAGUUGGCACAAAAAGAGAGAGAGAAAAAAAAUGCAAAAGGCUAACAAGUGUGAAGUUUGCAGGUAGGCAGUAGUAGGUGUAUGUAUUCGAUACAACCAACACAAACAUUCAAAUCAGCACACACGGCCGAAACCCAUGCUGCAGGCCGCCGCUCUAUCCUCUGUACAAAUUGUGAAUGCACGCGGUUUUGUCAAGUGUGUGGGUGUGUGCGUGUAGCAUAUAUUAAGUCAAGAGAACGGUAAUCCAGUGUAUCUUUACCGGAUGGUCCCCCGUACUAGUAAGUAAGCAUCAAACGGUGUGCGUGUGUGUGGGCGCGCGCGCGCGCCAAAAGUCAAUCUGUUAGGAAGGGCAGGAAAAUACGGUUUUUAGUUUUCCCUCGCACUGUUCCAACCGUUCCCGUUUAGCGUCGACUGAGGCGGGUUUUGAGAAGUUAAAAAAGAGGAACUUUUAGUUUUACUACUUACUACCACCCCGCUGACACGGUCACCGACGGAAGAGCGUGUCCGUGCGUGCGUGCGUGUUUUACUGUACUGUACGAGCUUUCAGCAAGCAGCAACCAAGUCACGUAAAAAUCGAGAAAGGUAGCAAAACUGUUUAAAACAGGUGUUAUACACAAUGCUUUAAGUUAGGGUAGAUUUAAACAGUUUACUUUGCCAGUUCUUUAACCCUACUUUCUUCCUUACUGCGGGCAUCAUCCAAGCCGCCGUUGCGUGUGCGUGCACGGCAUCAGUUGACUGUAAAUACUACUAUGCCGCAUGAUGGCAGGUUGAACUUUCCGUUUCCUAGCAACUAAAAGCUCCCUCCUGCCUGUAUCACUCUCUCUCUCUCUAUCUCUUUAUCUUUCUCCCCCUCCCCCCCUCCCCCCUAACCCAACGUGUACACUAGCAACUAUUUAAUCUAAUUGUCCUUAACGAAACAGAAACAGAACAACAGAACAAAAAUCGCUGUAACAACAAGGGGCACAGGCGAAAUAGGAGCGUUGAGUGUGAGUGGUUUUUCAUUUCUCUCCCGCGUGUUUCCGGGCGUGUGAUGCACGUGUGCUGCGUGUUUGUGUGUGUGUGUGCGCGCAAAAGUGUGAACGUAUGUGGAUGUGUGUGAGUUUGAACGCGGCUACAAGGAAGGCUACGGGGUGUCGCUUUUAGUAGUAUCCACCAUUUUUUUCAAAUAAUCUAGUUGACAACCAGACGGCCAUGUUUGGUAGUGUUUUAGAAACGUCAGUCCAGUACAAUCUUAACCCUGAACCACUUCCAAUCAAAACAUGCUAGUCAAUAUUUUUGUUUGGAUGAAUUUGAACGAUGAUCUUACCAUCGUGCAGAGAGUUAUACUCGCCAGGCUCUGGUGGGCUGGUCACGUCAUGAGAAUGACACCGGACGACCCAUCCCGUAAAGUCCUUUGAAGGCCGUCCACAGAGGCCCAAAUUGAUGAUGGAGUGAUGGCGUUGAUGCGUCCGCCAGAACGGCCGGGAUAACGGAUUGCCAGACGACGGCGCUAAACCGUGAACGGUAUCGAGGAUUGUUGCAGCUGACCAAGACCACAAAGCGGUUGUAGCGCCUGAUAAGUAAGUGAGUAAGAAUUUCACGCGGUGUAUGGCGUUGGGAUCAGGAAACGAUGAAAAUCCUCAAAAAUAUCUUUGCGAAAGCCGUGGGGACCGCCGUCCAGUUUCCGAGGCGACAGCGGCGCCGAUCUUACCACGGCAGGACCCCACCGAGGUUCAAAUCCCAUCCAGACCGCCUGCUCCCCGUACGCUGAAUACUUUGCUACAGGUCAAAAUCAAGUCACAGAAAGCCAGAGAUGGCAGGCUUUUGAGACCUCUCGAGGUUGUAGUGCCAAGGAAGAAGAAGAAGAAGAACGUCGUUACAUUCCCCCAAAAUCACUGUUGUGUGUGUGGUGUGUUUGGGUAAACGGAAUUUAGUGGAGCAGAUUUUACCGCACCAGCCUUUUCCCGGGGGCGGUCCGGUGGCCGAGACGACAGCGGCGGCGGUCUUCACACGGGGCAGGGCCAGGGUUCAAAUCCCAUCCAGAUCGCCUCCCCGUACGUAGGGCUGACUACUUUGCUACGGGUAAAAUCAAGUCACAGAAAGCCAGAAAUGGAUGACAGGCCGAGACUUCUCGAGGUUGUAGUGUCAAGGAAGAAGAAGAAGCCUUUUCUUUUCCCCUUUGAGAAUAUCUAAACUAAACUCCUACAUCAACCGGCCAUAUUGGUAACACUAAAAAACCAUCGAUGAAAGCCAGCUGGAGGUGACCAUCACGUGCCCGAGACCAUCUUGAAAAGCCGUCGGCGGAUACCACUAAAAGCGACACCCUGCAGUACGCAAUGUGCCCGCUGAGAAAUUAGCCUACGUGCGUUGUUUAGUGUGUAAAUGUAGCACAAGUUCCGUUUUCGAUGCGGGCGCCACGAGCCACCAAAGUACUUCACACCAGCCCCGCAUCCCUAUUGUUUGCUCAUUUUCUACAACCACACUACUACUAGGCACCGAAUAUACGCGGGAAGAACAGGCCGUCGUCUAUCUGAGUGUGUGUGUGUGUGUGUGUGUGUGCGUGUAGAGCAAGCGAGAAAUCCCUUCGCCUGUUACGUGUGGAAACGAUCGAUCGACAUCCCAUCGCGCUCUGUGGUGUGGAGGUUGCUUCGAUUACAUUUUUUUUCGAAUAGAAGAAAUACGACUGUAUGAAGCAA
This is a messenger RNA of Anopheles stephensi (Asian malaria mosquito), 5689 nucleotides long. Its product is annotated as acyl-CoA:lysophosphatidylglycerol acyltransferase 1-like. NCBI's taxonomy places the organism in Eukaryota, Metazoa, Arthropoda, Insecta, Diptera, Culicidae. Gene Ontology annotation, cellular component: endomembrane system. The record is from RefSeq and is a predicted model, not a curated record. The coding region runs from base 1276 to 2571 and encodes 431 amino acids. Gene Ontology annotation, molecular function: acyltransferase activity. The transcript is spliced from 8 exons.